This is a messenger RNA of Protopolystoma xenopodis, 249 nucleotides long. NCBI's taxonomy places the organism in Eukaryota, Metazoa, Platyhelminthes, Monogenea, Polystomatidea, Polystomatidae. The record is from the annotation of a GenBank genome assembly.
AUGAUCUUUUUUCUUCCCUCACUGACUCAUUCAUCCUUUGACUCCGGCAUAACAACUUCUUUGUUGUCGUCCUCUUCUUCCUUCCGACUGGCUGUGGCGCCUGGUUUACCCGGUAACGCUUGGGGGGCGGAUGCCAGUGUGCUGUUUUUACCAGCCGGCCAGCGCCUCAUCGUCGGCUUGGCCUCACCCAACUUUGCUACUAUGCGCACUGUCCAUAGACAUUAUGCAGAGGUAAGAAAGCCAAAAUAA